UCUCCUUAAAUCAUGACAUCCGUCUUCACAAACUUUCCUAAAGUUUCAAUUUUCGUGUUUCACAAAUGAAUUCAUACUCUAUCAAUUUUAUAACUUUGAACAUCUAUAAAUUGACUUUAUUUAUUAGUUCCUUCAACAAAUAUCUCUUGAAAACCCUGCUAUAUCAGGCACCAUGCCAAGUUUGGCACUGGUAUUAAAGCAAAGAUCAUCAAAGUUCCCACCUCUGAGGCUUUCUCAGUCUUUGAUAUUUAGGGAUGGGGAGGAAAAGUAAGAGGGUGGCGAAUUUUAAAAGUUAUAUAAUCAGCUGUAAAUGAAGUUAUGCAUCUAAGUGUGGAGGUACCUCAGAAAAGGGCUCUAACAUUGAAACAGAGGACUUGGGAAAAUGUCACAUUAAAUGAGAGAUGCCUAGAGGCUCACAUCAUCUUUCCUAUUAGCAGAUCCAAUAUGCUACUCAUGGAAGGAAUAAAUAAAACUUCAAAGACACAGUUCUUUUUUUGUCCAUUCUCAACUCACUCUGAGGUGCAGAUGGUGAUUUUUGUGGCCUUCCUGGUGAUGUACCUGAUCAGCCUCAGUGGAAACGCUACCAUUGCAGUCACUGUCCAUGGCAACCACUCCCUCCACACUCCCAUGUACUUUUUCUUGUCUAACUUGGCAGUUUUGGAAAUCUUCUAUACAUCUUGUAUUGCCCCACUGGCUUUAGCUAUUCUGUCUAUGGGCAAAACUUCUGUUUCCAUCACUGGAUGUGGCACCCAAAUGUUUUUCUUUGUCUUCUUGGGUGGUGCUGAUUGCGUCUUGCUUGCAGUCAUGGCUUAUGACCGGCUUAUAGCAAUCUGUUACCCUCUGAGAUAUACCCUUCUCAUGAGCUGGCCCUUGUGUGUGGUACUGGUGGCAUGGUCGCUAGUGCUGGGGUUCCUGCUGUCACUGCCACUGACCAUUUUAAUCUUCCAUCUCCCAUUCUGCAACAACAAUGAGAUCUACCACUUCUACUGUGACAUGCCUGCAGUCAUGCGCCUGGCUUGUGCAGACACACAUGUUCACGAGACUGCCCUGUCUAUCAUCAGCUUCAUUGUCCUAAGUAUCCCCCUCUCACUGAUCUCCAUCUCCUAUAUUUUCAUCGUGGCAGCCAUUUUACGGAUCCGGUCAGCAGAAGGGCGCCACCGAGCCUUCUCCACCUGCUCCUCUCACAUCAUAGUGGUCCUCCUGCAAUAUGGCUGCACCAGCUACAUAUAUUUUUCUCCUAGUUCCAGAUACUCUCCUGAGAUGGGUCGGGUGGUGUCCAUGGUCUACACUUUCAUCACCCCUAUUUUAAACCCUUUGAUCUAUAGUAUGAGGAACAAGGACCUGAAAGUUGCCUUGAGGAAGACUCUGAGAAAGUUCUAG
Molecule: messenger RNA, 1380 nt
Organism: Loxodonta africana (African savanna elephant)
Lineage: Eukaryota; Metazoa; Chordata; Mammalia; Proboscidea; Elephantidae
Product: olfactory receptor 10V1
Biological process (GO): G protein-coupled receptor signaling pathway
Cellular component (GO): membrane
Molecular function (GO): G protein-coupled receptor activity; olfactory receptor activity
Source: RefSeq, a predicted model, not a curated record